Molecule: messenger RNA, 1293 nt
Organism: Eremothecium gossypii ATCC 10895
Lineage: Eukaryota; Fungi; Ascomycota; Saccharomycetes; Saccharomycetales; Saccharomycetaceae
Gene: POG1
Product: Pog1p
Exons: 1
Coding region: 1-1293 (430 amino acids)
Source: RefSeq, marked provisional
AUGGCGAACAGAAAGGAGGAGCUGCCGCUAAAUGAUGAGAGUACGGAAGAUGAGGACAACAGCUUCAUCGGUGAGCAGGGCGUUGUGAGCUCGGGCAUGACCACAGCGACAAGCGCAUCAGCGCCAGCGGCCACCAACUACAAGGUGCGCAUUUGCAGGGAGUUGGGACUGCUGAGCGCGGAUGAAGAACGCGGGAAACCGCACAAGUACGCGGAGGAGGAGGUGCCGGAUAUUGAUGGAGACAUUCUGCGGGAGUAUAUCGAGCUACGCCUGACCAACGAGCGUAUGGCGCUGGAGUCGCUGAAGCGCGAUAACCUAAACAAAAUCGACGAGAUCCUAACCAAGCUGAUUGACUCCAACUUUCCACUUGGCACAUUCGACAAGCUGUUGCAGAGCUCGACGGCCGUGGGGGGUGGUGGCUCCAUAUUGGGAUCAGAUGGUGGGUGUACAGACACGGAGGCAUUGGGACAUGACCGAAAACGCAAGAAGUUGGAGCCCCGCUUCCCGGCGCCUCCGCCGAGCGUGGCACUCGGCCCGCGCCAUCGCCGAUAUAAUUCUGAAUUGGGCCUCAACUACUUGCGCGAGAGCAACGCGCAGCCCAGCGUGAUGCUCCCGCAGGUGCAGCAGCGCUGGAACACAGCUCCUCGACAACAACCCAGACAACAGCAUAGACAACAUGGGCAGGCCGAGGAAACGGGUUCACCACCAAUGGCUCUUCGCUAUCCCCCUCCAAUGUUAAUGAACAGCAAUUAUACAUUCCCUGCCGGCCCCCAGCAGCCGCUCGGCCCGCAUCCACAAUCGCGUGCCUCGACGCAGCAAUCUGAUGUCCAGCUACCCUCCCGGAAUAUCGGCGUAGCACCAUCGUCCCAACUUCCACAGCCCCCACCGCUGACUAGUCUUUUGUCUAAACAUCAGCCUCAUCACUCGCAGCCUAAUGAGCUGCCUACCUCCAUGCAUAGUGACAACAGAUUUGCCUACUCAAAUAGCCCAGUUCUGAAGUCUGCUGCUUACGUGGCGCCGUCUUCCUCUGGGCCAAACUAUAUUCGUGGUCAUCGAAGAACGCAGAGCGCACAGGUCCGCAUGGUGCCUGAAAUGUCUACUUUUACCGUCAGUAGAUCACCUACAAUCAUAGAGCACCGUGUCGAUGAAGCCGUAUCGCAUGGAACUAAUAAUCGUCAAUUGGUGCAGACGCAAAGUUCUAGCACGCGAAGUCCACCUACGGUUGGCGGCGCAUCUACAUCCUCAAAAGUCAGCUUUUUAAUACAUACCCCGAAGCACCCUCCUAAAAGAUAG